AUGGCGGAAAGUUUUGAAUUGAUAGACAUGAAGCUCUCUCCGGCGAAAUCGGUAGUGGAUUACCCCCAAGACCAGAGGAUUCCGUUGAUGAAAUCUCGACGGCGUCGGCGAGGCGACACGUGGGUGGUGUCUGUGUUCGUAAUAAUCCACAUUGGUGUUUUCAUAGCGACGAUGCUCGUCAACGACUGCUGGAGUAAUUCUCACGGCGAUUGCGUUCUCCAACCCCUCGGAAGGUUCUCGUUUCAGCCUCUCCCCGAGAAUCCCCUCUUAGGUCCUUCUCAGUCCAAGUUAGAUGAAAUGGGAGCUCUUCGAAGGAGCUUAUUGACAGAAAAUCAUCAAACUUGGCGUCUUUUCACAUUUCCGUUUUUGCACGCUGGACUGCUCCACCUAGUCAUCAAUCUCUGCAGUGUGAUCUAUGUGGGAGUUCACUUAGAGCAGGAGUUUGGACCUUUAAGGAUUGGUAUAAUCUAUACACUCUCUGCUUUUGUGGGUGCCUUGGUGGCCUCUCUUUUUCUCCAAAACACCCCGGCUGUUGGUUCUUCAGGUGCUUUAUUUGGAUUGCUGGGAACAUUGCUUUCCGAACUUGUUUGGAACUGGAAAUUUCAUUCCAAUAAGAUUUCAGCAAUAGCAUCAUUAGUCUCUGUCUUUGUGUGCAAUUUUGUGCUUGGUUUUCUGCCUUAUGUAGACAAUUUUUCAAGCAUUGGAGGUUUUAUAUCUGGAUUCCUUAUUGGAUCUGUUUUUUUACUCAACCCUCAUCAACAAGUAGCUCCAAAUAAAGGAGGUCUCAUUGAUUAUAGUAUCAAAAGUUACAUCAAGUUAAAGUUGAAGGAAAUGCUGCACAGACCACUUCUCCAGAUUGCUUCUCUUAACCUCUUCAACCUAUUAUUGGUUGGUUGUCUUGUGGCAGUUCUUUAUGGAAUCAACAUCAACAGUUAUUGCACAUGGUGUCCAUAUGUUGACUGUAUCCCUUUUACAAGCUGGCACUGCAAAGACAUAGAAACCUCUUGUGAGACAAUGGUGAGCAACGCUCAGCUGACAAUGACCUGUAUUGGGAAUGGCAAUUACCGGGUCUUUCCUUUUACCAACAUCUCUCGGGCAAGGAUUAAUGAUUUGUGCAAUCUGAUAUGCUGA
Abrus precatorius (Indian licorice) is the source of this 1131-nucleotide messenger RNA. Its product is annotated as RHOMBOID-like protein 8. The transcript is spliced from 6 exons. The coding region runs from base 1 to 1131 and encodes 376 amino acids. The record is from RefSeq and is a predicted model, not a curated record. Gene Ontology annotation, biological process: proteolysis. Gene Ontology annotation, cellular component: membrane. Gene Ontology annotation, molecular function: serine-type endopeptidase activity. NCBI's taxonomy places the organism in Eukaryota, Viridiplantae, Streptophyta, Magnoliopsida, Fabales, Fabaceae.